UCCGGUGUCAUGGCACCAAAAUGCCAGCCCCUAGCACAUUGUGGAGAGGAUCCUAGCUGGAUGAGCUGCUUUCUGUGACUUCUACAAGCUACAGCCUGUAUAGGAAAGACUCUAGGAGACCCUCAAGCUGCGCAAUGGAGUCAGUGACCUUUGAGGAUGUGACUGUGAAAUUCACCAGUGAGGAGUGGACUUUGCUGAGUGCAUCCCAAAAGAAGCUCUAUAGAGAUGUGAUGGAGGAAACCUUUCAGAACAUUGUGACUAUGGGAAGACUCUUGGAAUACCAAAAGGUGGAAGAAGAUUGCAAUAACUACUUCAAAAUUCUAAGAAAUGAAGACACUGAGAAAUGCCAUCAAUAUAAAGGUUGGAAUCAGCAUAAAGAAUGUUUCCUCUGCACUAAAGAUGCUAAUGUCCAUAUGAAACCACAGGGUUUAAAACCAGUUGAAAGUCUUUCUUGUAGAAAGCUUUUGAUUCAGCCUUUUUCACUAAAUAUGCCCUUCAGAGUUCACACUGAAUUAAAGCCAGAUGAGUAUUUUGAAGUUAAAGGGAAGCAGUUUAAAUGUAAUGAAACUAGAAAAAACUUUUACGAUUUGCAAUCAUUUCAGAAUCAUGCAAGGACAGAGGCUUACAAGAAACCAUGUGAACAUGAUCAGUGUGAAAAAUCCUGCUCUGGUCUUAGGGAAAGAACUUGUCUUAGAGACAAUACAUUUGUGUGUCCAAAAAAUUUGGAUGCCUCCAGUAAACCCAAUGAUGUUCAGAUGAAUCAGACAAUUGACAGUACAGUGAGCACCUCUGCAUGUAAGCAAUGUGGAAAAGCUUUAAGCACAUAUACUAUUUCUCAACAACAUGAAGGAAGUGAGAUGGAGGAGAAAAAGUAUGUAUGUAAGCAAUGUGUAAAAGGUUUCAGGAAAAAUAGCCAUUAUCAAAAACAAGAAAGAACUCACACUGUUGAGAAGUACUAUGUAUGUAAGCAAUGUGGGAGAGCUUUCAGUACACAGGGGUUUUGUAAAAGACAUGAAAGAACUCACACUGAUGAGAAAAUUUAUGUAUGUAAGCAAUGUGAGAAAGCUUUCACUACCCAGAGCAAUUGUAAAAGACAUGAAAGAUCUCACACUGGUGAGAAACCUUAUGUAUGUAAGCAAUGUGGGAGAGCAUUCAGUACACAGGGGAAUUGUAAACUACAUGAAAAAUCUCAUACUGGUGAGCAACCUUAUGUAUGUAAGCAAUGUGGGAAAGGUUUCAGCACACAGAGCAAUUGUAAUACACAUGAAAGAACUCACACUGGUGAGAAGCCUUGUGUAUGUAAGCAAUGUGGGAAAGCUUUCAGCACACAGAGUUGUUGUAAAAUACAUGAAAGAUCUCACACAGGUGAGAAACCAUAUGUAUGUAAGCAAUGUGGGAAAGCUUUCAGUACACAGUGGCAUUGUAAAAGACAUGAAAGUACUCACACUGGUGAGAAAACUUACUUAUGUAAUCAAUGUGGAAAACAUUUCAGCACACAGAGUUACUGUAAACUUCAUGAAAGAAUUCACACUGGAGAGAAACCUUAUGUAUGCAAGCAUUGUGGGAAAGGCUUCAGUACACAAGAAUGUUGUAAAACACAUGAAAGGACUCACACUGGAGAGAAACCUUAUGUAUGUAAGGAAUGUGGGAAAGCUUUCAGUACACAGAGGAAUUGUAAAAGACAUGAAAGAUCUCAUACUGGUGAGAAACUGUAUGUGUGUAAGCAAUGUGGGAAAGCUUUCAGUACACAGAGGAAUCAUAAAAGACAUGAAACAACUCACACUGGUGAGAAACCUCAUGUAUGUAAGCAAUGUGGGAAAGCAUUCAGUACAAAGAGGAAUUGUAAAACACAUGAAAGAGCUCACACUGGUGAGAAACCUUAUGUAUGUAAGCAAUGUGGAAAAGCUUUCAGUACACCGAGUUAUUGUAAACUACAUGAAAGAACUCACACUGGUGAGCAACUUUAUGUAUGUAAGCAAUAUGGGAAAGCUUUCAGCACACAAAGCUAUUGUAAACUACAUGAAAGAUUUCACACUGGUGUGAAACCUCAUGUAUGUAAUCAAUGUGGGAAAGCUUUUAGUACACAAGGGCAUUGUAGAAGACAUGAAAGUACUCACACUGGUGAGAAACCUUAUGUGUGUAAGCAAUGUGGAAAAGCUUUCACUAGACAAGGAAGUUGUAAGCUACAUGAAAAAUCUCACACUGGUGAGAAACCUUAUGUAUGUAAGCAAUGUGGGAAAGCUUUCAGCACACAGAGCUAUUGUAAGCUACAUGAAAGAUCUCACAUUGGUGAGAAACCUUAUUUAUGUAAGCAAUGUGGGAAAGGUUUCAGCACACAGAGCUAUUGUAAACUACAUGAAAGAUCUCACACUUUUGAGAAACCUUAUAUAUGUAAGCAAUGUGGAAAAGCUUUCACUACACAGGGGAAUUGUAAAAGGCAUGAAAGAUCUCAUACUGGUGGGAAACCUUAUGUAUAUAAGCAAUGUGGGAAAGCUUCCAGUACACAGAAUUAUUGUAAACUACAUGAAAGAUUUCAUGCUGGAGAGAAAACUUAUGUAUGUAAAAAAUAUGAAAAAGCAUUCAUCACAUUUGCCAUGUCUAAAAGACAUGAGAGAAAUCAACCUGCACAAAAACCUUAAAUAUGUAAGGAGUGUGGGAAAGUUUUCAGCAUGUAGCCAUGAAUACUGUGGAAUUCAUAAAAAUUCACACUGGAGAUAAAACUUAUGUAUCUAAGCAGUUUGGUAAACCUUUCAGCACAUGUCGGUAUUGUCAAAAUCAUGAAAGAAUUCACACUGGAGAGAAACCCUAUGUAUGAAAGAAAUGUGGGGAAGCUUUCAGCAGAAACAGUUAUUGUCAAAGACAUGAAAAGACAAUAGAAAGAAACUGCACAUGUGUGCAAUUUGGAAAGGUUUGCAGUAUACAUAUUUAUUGUCAAAUCUGCCAAAGAAGCCAUAGUGUAAAAACCCUAUGUAUGCAAGCAAUGUAGAAAGAAAUUUUCUAAGUCUUCAUUACACAGACAUUAAGAAAUUCAUUGGGGAGGAUGCCUAUGUCAUAAACAAUGUGCAAGAAGAUUCAGUGCACAUGUUAAGUACAUGACUAUAUAUAUGUUAUGUCAAGUCAAAAAGCAUCACUGGGAAACAAAUAUGUAAGCCUAUGUUGAAAAUCUCAUUAGGAUGUUUCAUUUAGUGAAAUUCUGUAGAAAUAAUAUAAACUUUUAUGUCAGUGCUUUCUGACAAAUAUUCCAAAGAAAUCAAAUCCCAGAUGAAGGUAUAACAAACUACAUACAUUCAUUUGUAGAUUGUUUAUGUGCACUAUUUUAAAAUGUUGAGCUGCCAGAAUGAGAUAUUUUUAUUUGAGUGUCUGAGCUUAGUCUGUGAAGUCUUAAUUAAGCAUGAUUGAUCAAGAUGUAUUUUUUACUGUAAAGUACCGUUAGGGUUUGUGCUGUUUUAUCUUAUCCUUAAUUUUGGGAGGAAUAGGCCAUUAAAAAUCUUACUUUUGUAGUUUUUACUAAUACAGUUUUGCACUAUUUUGCUCUUUAGUUUCUAUGUGGGUUUUCUGUAUUCUGUGUAACAAAGGAUAUUUUUAAUUUGAUGCUAUAUUUUCUAUUGAUAUCUAUUUUGAAAGACUUGUCAACAUCGGUUUUGACAAAGUUGAAUUGUGUUCUCAGGCCUUGUAGAUUAGUAAAUUUUGCUUUUCAUGUGGCAUGACAAGAUCCCUGCUUGUAUAACAACCUCACUCUAUAUUGUGUCAUGUACAUAUCUUGCAUACUUUUCUUUCAAUUCAUUCAGUUCCAUAAAGUUUUAUUUUUUCACAGAAAAUUUUUCACGGUUACAUUGCUUAAUUUACUUCACUGGUGUUUUUAAAAAACAAGUACAAAACCAUGCUGCUCAGUGUUUUUCAUUGCCAUAAUCCCACUGUUGUAGAAUUCAAGAUAUCAGACCUAAAGGAUUGGGAUUUAGAUACUGGUUGGGGGCAAUCAUGGGCAUGGUAAAUGUCAGAACAAUUUAUAACAGCCUUGAAAGAAGACAGAACAUUAUGAAUCCUGUAAGAAAAAGAUGGCAUUAACUCUUCACAAUACAUAGUUGUCAAUCUUGCCUCUAGCAAAACAGCAACAAAUAGCUACAGAAGAAGAGGAAAAACUUUGUAGGAGAUUCAACUCUGUGUCCCAUUUUACCACAUGACCAUAACUUGUCUUUACAGGAAAUCACUAUUUACAGCAAUCUGUGUGGAAUAUAUAAAUUAUGCUAAAACACCCAUAACAACACUUUGAGUGGAAUGUUCAUCAUCUGUGGAACUUUUCUCAGGAGCCAAGUUGUUACUGAAUGUUAUGAGAUCAAUGCCUUUAUUGUAUUCCCUAAUGCUUCGAUGCCAAAACAUCUUUGGUAAUAAUUGUUUUUACAUAGGAAGCUAAAAUACUGGCAUGAAGAAAAAUGAAACUCCUCACAUAUAUCAAUCAACUCAUUAAAAAGAGAAAUCUCUGACAUUGUUAUUUACACUCUGUUCUUGACCAUUUUUGGAUACAUUUCUAUGAUGAUAUUUUUUAUUGAUUCCAAGGUCUUUCCUAUAGUGAUUUUUUUAUUUUUAAAGAGGGUAAAAUUAAACAGAACAAAACAGAUCAUGAGAUAACAAUGUAAGAGACACAGAUUCCAAAGCAAGCUAAGUGGAGAUCUUCAAUGUCUAUCAUAUUGUGUUGUUUUCUUCCAAAUAGUUAUCCAUAUCAUCACAUAGAAUGAAUUUAUCCAAAACAAACUAGUAUAGAACUGAUCAGAACCCAAUGAAGAAUGUGUUUUAGAUCUUCAAGACCAGAAAAUAAAGAAGUCAACAAUG
Molecule: messenger RNA, 4827 nt
Organism: Cavia porcellus (domestic guinea pig)
Lineage: Eukaryota; Metazoa; Chordata; Mammalia; Rodentia; Caviidae
Product: zinc finger protein 345-like
Exons: 4
Coding region: 135-2639 (834 amino acids)
Biological process (GO): regulation of DNA-templated transcription
Source: RefSeq, a predicted model, not a curated record